This is a messenger RNA of Polypterus senegalus (gray bichir), 3617 nucleotides long. Its product is annotated as zinc finger protein 585A-like. The transcript is spliced from 5 exons. Lineage: Eukaryota; Metazoa; Chordata; Cladistia; Polypteriformes; Polypteridae. Gene Ontology annotation, biological process: regulation of transcription by RNA polymerase II. The record is from RefSeq and is a predicted model, not a curated record. Gene Ontology annotation, molecular function: DNA-binding transcription factor activity; RNA polymerase II cis-regulatory region sequence-specific DNA binding. Bases 265 to 3519 code for a protein of 1084 amino acids.
UACAUGGCGCACACCCAACGUUUUAAUUUCGCUUUCAAUGUUUUAGCAAACUGUCGCGUUGAGCAAUGGUAGCAUCCGAAUGACGUCAUCCAGGGCGACGGCUUCCGGGCUUCGGAAGCGCCGCCGCUGCCGCAUUGCUUUCUGCACACGGCAUUACAGGAGAGGAAGACUGUGGUGGAUCGAGGCAGGAGUUUCAACGGGAUUAGAAAUAACAUCGUCGCCGAGAGACAGACGAGAGAAAAGGCUACUUUUUGCUGUAACGCCAUGAUGGAUGUGAAAGAGGAGACCAUAAAUGUUAAGGAGGAGGACUGUGAGUUGAAGUGUGUCCACCCUAAACAGGAGAGCCUGGGCAUUAAGGAGGAAGAGGACGAGUAUGAACUGGUGUUUGUGGACAUUAAAGAAGAAGCUGAAGAGAAGUGUGUCAGCAGUGCAACUGACAUCCAGACAAGUGUCAAGGAAGAAGACCUUCAUUAUGGAUGUGAAAAUGAUGCAGUGACUGGGUCUGUCUUCUCUCAUGGUGGACACUCUUCAUGUCCUGAGCCUUCUGUCAAUGUGAAGUCUGAAUUAUUAUUAAAGUCUGACAUAGAGGCAACUGAAGAUGUUUCAUCUCUUAGGACUCAGGAACAUGAGCCACCACCUACAAAGAACACUAGAACAAGAGGCAAACCGCACUGCUGUUCUGAAUGUGGCAAAACAUUCUCUCAGAAGAGUAGUCUUCAGGCUCACCAAAGAAUUCACACAGGAGAGAAGCCAUAUUGUUGUUUUGAAUGUGGCAAACAAUUCUAUUACAAGGCUAGUCUUCAGAGCCAUCAAAGAAUUCACACUGGAGAGAAACUGUUUUCCUGCUCUGAUUGUGACAAACAGUUUAUACACAGAUGGCAUCUUCAGGUUCACCAAAGAAUUCACACAGGAGAGACACCACAUUGUUCUGAAUGUGGCAAACAUUUCUGUGACAACAGUACUCUUCUGAAACAUCAAAGAAUUCACACAGGAGAGAAACCCUAUUGUUGUUCUGAGUGUGGCAAAACAUUCUCUCUGAAGAGUAAUCUUUAUAAACACAAAAGAAUUCACACCAAAGAAAAGCCAUAUUUUUGUUCUGAAUGUGGCAAACAAUUCUAUGACAAGAGUAGUCUUCAGUACCACCAAAUAAUUCACUCAAGGGAGAAGCCAUAUUGCUGUUCUGAUUGUGACAAACAAUUCUAUCUCAAAAGUGGUCUUCAGAAACACCAACGAAUUCACACAGGAGAGAAACCAUAUUGUUGUACUGAAUGUGGCAAACAAUUUUAUGAGAAGAGUAAUCUUCACAACCACAAAAGGAUUCAUACAGGAGAGAAGCCAUAUUGCUGUUCUGAAUGUGGCAAAGCAUUCUCUCAGAAGAAUAAUCUUCAGAAACACCAAAAAAUUCACACAGGAGAGAAACCCUAUUGUUGUUCUGAAUGUGGCAAACUUUUUUGUGACAUCAAUAGUCUUCAGACACACCAACGAAUUCACACAGGAGAGAAACCCUAUUGUUGUUCUGAAUGUGGCAAACAAUUCUAUCACAAGAGUAGUCUUCACAACCACAAAAGAAUUCACGCAGGAGAGAAGCCAUAUUGCUGUUCUGAAUGUGGCAAAACAUUCUCUCAGAAGAAUAGUCUCCUGAAACACCAAAAAAAUAACACAGGAGAGAAACCGUAUUGUACUGAAUGUGGCAAACAUUUCUGUGACAUCAGUAGUCUUCAGAAACAUCAAAGAAUUCACACAGGUGAGGAACCCUAUUGUUGUUCUGAAUGUGGCAAACAAUUAUAUCGCAAAAGUAGUCUUCGAAAUCACCAAAGAAUUCACACAGGAGAGAAAUCCCAUUGUUGUUCUGAAUGUGGCAAACAAUUCUAUCGCAAGAGUAGUCUUCGAAAUCACCAAAGAAUUCAUACAGGAAACAAACCUCAUAGCUGUUCUGAAUGUAGGAAACAAUUCAGGUACAGGAGUGAUCUUCAGCAACAUCUUAGAUGUCACACCGGAGAGAAACCAUAUUGUUGUUCUGAAUGUGGAAAAGUGUUUUCACAAAGUCACCAUCUUCAGAGCCACAAACGAAUUCACACGGGAGAGAAGCCAUUUUGUUGUUCUGAAUGUGGCAAACAAUUCAGUCGCAGCAGUUAUCUUCAGGUCCACAAAAGAAUUCACACCGGAGAGAAACCAUAUUGUUGUUCUGAAUGUGGAAAACUGUUUUCACAAAGUCACCAUCUUCAGAACCACAAACGAAUUCACACGGGAGAGAAGCCAUUUUGUUGUUCUGAAUGUGGCAAACAAUUCAGUCGCAGCAGUAGUCUUCAGAGCCACAAAACCAUUCACACCGGAGUAAAGCUGUAUUGCUGUUCUGAAUGCGGCAAACAGUUCUCCCAAAACAGCAUUCUGAAGUGCCACAAAGUAAUUCACACAGGAAAGAAGUCGUUUUGCUGCUCUGAAUGUGGCAAGCUGUUCGCUAAAAAGAGUUGCCUUCAAAGGCAUACAAGAAUUCACACAGGACAGAAACCAUAUUGUUGUUCUCAGUGUGGCAAACAAUUUUCACGAAAGGGUGUUCUCCAGUCCCACACAAGAACUCAUACUGGAGAAAAACCAUAUUGUUGUUCUCAGUGUGGCAAACAAUUUUCACGAAAAGGUGUUCUUCAGUCCCACACAAGAACUCAUACUGGAGAGAAGCCAUAUUGCUGUUCAGUAUGUGAAAAAGUUUUCACGACCAAACGCAGCCUUCAGGACCACAGAAGAAUUCAUACUGGGGAAAGGCCAUUUGGUUGUUCUAAAUGUGGCAAAAGAUUCACCAAGAGUUGUAGUCUACAGAGACAUAUUAGAAUUCACACUGGAGAGAAGCCGUAUGGUUGUAGUGAAUGUGGCAAACAAUUCUCACAAAUCAGCUAUCUCCAGAUCCACAAAAGAACUCACACAGGUGAUAAACCACAUCAUUGUUCUGAAUGUGGCAAACAAUUCUGUGUAAGGAGUGAGCUACAGAGACACACUAGAAUUCACACUGGAGAGAAGCUGUAUUGCUGUUCUGAAUGUGGAAAACAAUUCUCACAAAUUAGCAAUCUCCAAAUCCACAAAUGGAUUCACACAGGUGAAAAGCCACAUUGCUGUUCUGAAUGUGGAAAACAAUUCUCUCUAAGGAGCGAUCUACAGAGACACACUAGAAUUCACACUGGGGAGAAGCCAUAUUGCUGUUCUGAAUGUGGUAAGCAAUUUUCUGACAGUAUCGAACUUCGGAGCCACACAAGAAUUCACACAGGAGAGAAGGCAUAUGGCUGUAAUCAAUGUGGGAAAGAAUUCAAUCGCAGGAGUAAUCUUCAGAGACACAUCAGAAUUCACACAGGGGAGAAGCCAUUUUGUUGUUCUGAUUGUGGCAAGCAAUUCUUUCACAGUAGCGAACUUCGGAGCCACAAUAGAAUUCAUACAGGAGAGAAGCCAUAUGGCUGUAAUCAAUGUGGGAAAGAAUUCGGUCGCAGGAGUAAUCUUCAGAGACACAUCAGAAUUCACACCGGAAAGACAUAGUGGCUUACUACAAGGACCACUUGCAAUGCUACCAAAGUGUCUUUGGAAAGGCUACCAUGUAAAGGUGCUUAUCAAGACUUGAGUAGUUAUUAAGAUUA